Molecule: messenger RNA, 2566 nt
Organism: Dothidotthia symphoricarpi CBS 119687
Lineage: Eukaryota; Fungi; Ascomycota; Dothideomycetes; Pleosporales; Dothidotthiaceae
Product: interferon-induced GTP-binding protein Mx2
Exons: 4
Coding region: 379-2544 (721 amino acids)
Cellular component (GO): cytoplasm; microtubule; membrane
Molecular function (GO): microtubule binding; GTP binding; GTPase activity
Source: RefSeq, a predicted model, not a curated record
GAUCGUUCAAAUUGUUUUGUUACUAAUUCGAACGACGACGAUCAUGAGCGGAAAAAUCCAGCUGGCAAUAUUUUUUGCCUGUGGACGAUAAGUUGGAUCAUAACGUCGAAGACAAAUGUGCAAGACAAUUUCUAGGCAAACACCAGAUGAGGUCAAACAAAGCCUCAAACUAUGUGUCCCAGUAACAUCUUCGUGAUACCACGAACGGUCAAGAGCCAGGAAGAAUGGAGCGGAAUAGAUGGAAACAAGCUCGACGAGACUGACCUACUUUCCUUUGUCAAUGCAUACUCAAACUGCCAAACAAUCAGUAGAAACCCAUGGAAUUAAGUUUGUCUCUUGACACAAACUGCUUCAACAGUACCAGGCAACUCUGGCAUUAUGACCGAAAACGUGCGACCAGGUUUAGCAAACCAGACUCUUCUCAACAAAAUCGACAAGUUACGUGAGCUUAACGUUAGGUCUUUGGAACUACCGCAGCUUGUUGUUGUCGGAGAUCAGUCAUCUGGCAAGAGUUCAGUCCUUGAGAGCCUCACCGGGUUUUCGUUUCCUCAAGCUCCUGGUCUUUGUACCCGAUAUGCUACCCAGAUCUCUUGUCGUCGCGAGCUUGAGCCCAAAGUCUUGAUAUCUAUCAUUCCUCGGCCGGGCGCAGAUGCGGCGGUACAGGAUAGACUGCGUUCUUUCAAACGCACUAUACCAGACCUCACUAACGAGAUCCUCGUUGAGAUCAUCAAAGAAGCGAACCGAGCAAUGGGGAUCAAGAUGACAGCCGACGAGGCAGAUUCGAGCCUGCAGGCUUUCAGCGAAGACAUCCUCAAGAUUGAGAUCAAUGGGCCUGAACAGGAGCACUUCACGAUCAUCGAUGUGCCUGGUAUCUUCCGCGUCCCUUCGCCACCACUCACCACGGACAAUGACGUGACUUUGGUUCGGAACAUGGUUGAGUCUUACAUGCAGAACAGUCGAACUAUCAUCCUUGCCGUCCUGCCUUCGAAUGUCGAUAUCUCAACCCAAGAGAUUUUGAAGAUGGCCGAGAAUGCAGACCCAGAGGGCAUCCGAACGAUGGGAGUACUCACCAAACCCGACCUGGCGACUGAGAAUGCGACUCAAGACGCGAUCAAAGGCCUCGUCCUGGGUAGACAGAACAAGCUGCGACUAGGUUAUUGCGUCGUGAAGAAUCGUAGUGCGGAUGACCAAAGCUCUACCCUCCAAGACCGACUUGCGCAGGAGAAGGCCUUCUUCAGUAGUUCUACAUGGAAACCAGUGGUGGCAUCGGGAAGAUGUGGCAUCGCAUCGUUGAAGAUACGCCUUAGCGAUCUUUUGAUGACCAUAUCGAAGAGAGAGUUUCCGAAUGUCAAAUCGGAUGUCAAGAGGCAACUAGAUCGGUGUCGGACGGAACUAGAGAUUAUUGGACCGUCUCGCAUGGAUCAAAACUCUCAGAGACUAUACCUUGGGAAACUGGGGUCCAAAUUCCAAGCGGUCACUCAAUGUGCCUUGAACGGCUACUACGAUAGCGAACACGUCUUCCUAGAAGACAACAAGUUGAAGUUGAUCACAGCUAUCACGGAGAUGAACGAGAUGUUCGCGAAUGAAUUUUGGGAAAAAGGGCACAAACGGGAGACCUCACCCUCUAACGAUGAUGAUGAUGACGACGACGAUGCUGAAGACAGCUGGGUCACUUCCUUCAGAAUCCUUGCGCAAGAGUACCCAGAACUUCAUGAUAUCGUCGAGCUGGAAGAGUACCAUUGCCCACAGCCCAUGUCCUUUGGGGAUACUUCCUCUGGUACGAUGGAACAUAUCAAGCAGGUUUAUCAGCAAAAUCGUGGAUCUGAGUUAGGAACGUUCUCAGGAUCGAUUCUUGCCGUCACCUUCAAAGAGCAAACCGAAAAAUGGGAGCCACUCGUUCUCGCACAUGUCGGAAAAGCCAUUACUCUGGUGCACAACUACAUCUUCACGCUUCUCGCGCGUAUCUGUCCUGAUAAGCAAGUUCGAGACCAAGUAUGGAACACACUUCUCAUCGACGAGCUCCGCAAGACUUACAUCCGCGCAAUGGAACAAGCUCAGUUCUUGCUGCAGAUCGAGCGGCAUGGGAGACCGUCAACGUACAACCAUUACUUCAACUCAGAAGUGCAGAAGAAGCGACAACGUCGAUUGGAGACGGCUCUUGAUGGCAAAGCUGUGACCUACUAUACCUCCCACAACAGUUCAUCUACACAAAAAGCCUUCCCCAUAACCAGCUUGCAAGGUUUGGUAGUAGACAAGGACAACAUGCAGCAGGUACAAGAGGACAUACUCGAUGUUCUAGCCAGCUACUACAAGGUCUCGAGAAAGCGAUUCGUAGACACCGUAUGCAGACAGGCCAUCGCCCACUUCCUCCUGGACGGAGAGCAGAGCCCACUGAAGAUAUUCUCCCCUGAGCUGAUCAUGGGUCUUGAUGCUGAUCAGCUUGAGACAAUUGCUGGAGAAGAUGUGGAAACCAGGGAUCGGCGAUUGAUGCUGGAAUCUGAGAUUGGAAGUUUGGAGGCCGCGUUGAAAUUGCUGCGAGGAUGAGAUGGCGCAAGUCGAACUGGGG